Scomber japonicus (chub mackerel) is the source of this 789-nucleotide messenger RNA. Its product is annotated as granzyme A-like. The transcript is spliced from 5 exons. Gene Ontology annotation, molecular function: serine-type endopeptidase activity. The coding region runs from base 1 to 789 and encodes 262 amino acids. The record is from RefSeq and is a predicted model, not a curated record. Lineage: Eukaryota; Metazoa; Chordata; Actinopteri; Scombriformes; Scombridae. Gene Ontology annotation, biological process: proteolysis.
AUGCUCUGCUCAAGGAAUCUCAGUGUUGUUCUCUCGUCUAUGGUCCUCCUCGUUGUCCAGACCAGUCAUGGUGCUGAAAUUAUUGGAGGUCAAGUAGUGUCGCCUCAUUCGAUGCCUUUCAUGGCUCUGCUGGAGAAAAAUGCACCAGCCUGUGGAGGAAUACUGAUCAGUCCAAAAUGGGUCCUGACUGCUGCCCACUGCACUGAUAUCAAGACAGUCUUGCUGGGGGUGCACUCCAUAAAAUCCAUAAAAGAGGAGAAGGAUUUGAGGCAGGUCCUAAAGGUGCAGAAACGGAUUCCUCAUCCCUGCUAUGACAAAUCUGACAAAGUCAAUGACCUCAUGUUGCUCAAGCUCAGCAAAUCAGCAAAGAAAACCAAAACGGUUCAAUGGCUCGAUUUGGGUAAAACCAUCAAAGACCCAGCAAGUGGCUCCACCUGCAAGGUGGCUGGAUGGGGGGCAACAAAUAAUGUUGCCAAAAAAAUGUCUGAUGUCCUGAUGGCUGUCAAUGUGACUGUGGUGGACAGAGUGAAGUGCAACUCUCCUGACUAUUACAACUUAAACCCUGUCAUCACUAAGGGCAUGAUAUGUGCUGGUUAUGUUGGUAAUAAACCUGCUGAUAGCUGCCAGGGUGAUUCAGGUGGGCCGCUGUUGUGCAAUGGAGUACUAGUCGGAGUCACUUCUUUUGGACAGAAGUGUGGCCUCAUUAAAAAGCCUGGAGUUUACUCUUUUCUGUCACAAAAACAACUCGACUGGAUCAAAAAGACAAUGAAGAAGUCUGAAAUACAAUGA